AUGGCUCGACCUCACUUUCACAUUGUCGUCCCUUCGACCGAACCUCGAAGCUCCCAGACUCCAGUCGUAGUAGACCCGGAUAGAGAUCCUAUAGUUGAUAUACCACACAACUACAAGAUGAGAUCCAUCCUCCAAGACCAAACAAACCCCGCAUCCGACGAUCCCUCACCGCACCUGUCCAAAGCCGUGUUUUUCCCAUGGACACGAUCGAGCAUCCGUACAUUAUGGGGCGGCGGUCGCGCGACUAGGAUGCCGUGGCGAGGAGCAAGUGAAGAUCAGCCGCCUGGAGAACGGUGGGACCGGGUGGUUGCAAAGUGGAAAGACUGUAUGGCCGUAUGUGCUGGAAAUCAAUUGAGAUUGGUGCAUACGAGAGGAAAUAAACUGAGGGAGAUUAUGGCGUUGACUAUUCGAGAGGAAGAGAGACUUCGAACGGUAACGUGGGCGCUCGAAUUCGAUACGCUUCAUCCGUUGGUAUGCGUUGGGGGUGAUACUGGAAUCAUUCACGUAUUCAACGUCGAAAGUUGGGAGAUGGUCGGGGCCAUGACUGGACAUGGAGGUAGAAUAACCCAUCUGACGACACAUAAAAUACGACCAGACUACAUCCUCUCCUCUUCGCACGACUAUACGGCUCGAAUGUGGUCCUUGGCCGAUCCAGUGGAUGUACCCACCAUGCCAGUAUUUUGGCCCGGUCAGAAAAAAGUCCAGACUGAUAUCAAUGGCGAUUGGGGAUUUGGCCAGAUGGCGAUUGGCCCGUCUGAACGACCGCAUUUCAUCCCCGUCGAUGCGCUUGUCAUGCGCACCGGUCCACCGGGGGGAGUUCCAGACCCGGAGCAAGCGGGAAAGGGAAAAGGAGCGUGCAUUGCGGUGUUUAAAGGUGCUGGGAGUCUACUGGGCGGACACGAUUCAUGGGUCAUGCAUGCUGAUUUCCAUCCUACACGACCUUUUGUGGUUACAUGCGGCGCGGACCGGGCGAUCAAGAUUUGGAGAGUCCCGGAUUUCCCGACGCCCGAGACACGGCCUGAACGGGGCGUGAACUAUCAUAUCGUUGAACGGCCGUUGUUUAGCUGUACCCAUCUCCAUGAGACUGGGGUUGAGUAUGUUUCCUGGUUAAAAGAAGACGUCCUCGUAUCUAUUUCGUCGAAUUUUCCUAGAAUACAUGCAGGUGAUGAGGAAGAGCUAGAUGAUAAAGACCGGAUAGACGUCAGUGGGACGAUUGUGGUCUGGCAGUGGCUGGACUUGAACAGGUUUGCUCCGGAGGGGGCUGAGAUAAAGGAGCAUUUGGUCAAGCCUAGUUACUGGGAUUGGACAGAGAGCCGAUCUUACCUCACCUUGUCGAAAAUAUUCCUUUUUGACGAGGAAGAGUACUCAAUCCAUACGUCAUGGACGUUAUCCUCGAAUUUUGGAUCUCCUCUGUUCUUGUUGACCAAUCGAGGGAACAGGGUCCAUGUCGUCGAUAUCCAAAAAUACAAUCAGUCCCCAGAAGAGGUCAAGUCGCGUAUGAAGGAUCCCGAGAUAAGGGCAGCCCGAAGGGGAAAUCGAAGAGAGGUACGAUAUGGCAACAGAGUUGAACUCAAGGACGUACCACGUGCUCAACUAUAUGCUGGAAAUUCGAGUCAAUCAUAUUCGAUUUUGGGAGCUGUGCAGAAUCCUCACUCGCCUGGUAUGAUUAUCGGGCUGGGAAAAGAUGGGUUGUUGAUGCUGUGGAGGGAUGGAGGACUACGUCCGUGGAGUGAAGGUGUUGGUUUGGGGGCUUAG
Rhizoctonia solani is the source of this 1755-nucleotide messenger RNA. RefSeq lists its product as uncharacterized. Gene Ontology annotation, cellular component: ESC/E(Z) complex. The record is from RefSeq and is a predicted model, not a curated record. The transcript is spliced from 13 exons. The coding region runs from base 1 to 1755 and encodes 584 amino acids. Gene Ontology annotation, biological process: negative regulation of transcription by RNA polymerase II. NCBI's taxonomy places the organism in Eukaryota, Fungi, Basidiomycota, Agaricomycetes, Cantharellales, Ceratobasidiaceae. Gene Ontology annotation, molecular function: protein binding; nucleosome binding.